UCGAUUUCUUGGUGUAUUUUUUUUUGUCUGGAGAGAAGACGAGCGACUAGCGGCGCCAUAUUGAAAGAAGAAAAUUGUUUCAGUAAAACGCCUCAAAACUCAAACUGUGCCGCCAUGUUGUACCUGGAGGAUUACCUCGAGAUGAUCGAGCAGCUUCCCAUGGACCUCCGAGACAGGUUUACGGAAAUGAGAGAGAUGGACCUGCAGGUUCAGAAUGCCACCGAUCAGCUGGAGCAGAAGGUCAUCGAGUUCUUUGUUGACGCCAAGAAGAACAAACCGGAGUGGAGAGAAGAGCAGAUGGAGGUCAUUAAGAAGGUCUGUUCACAACACUAUCAAUGUAUAACAGAGUAAUAACCUCAUUAACUGUUCAUAACACACAACACUAUCAAUGUAUAACAGUAAUAAUCUCAUUAACUGUUCACAACACACAACACUAUCAAUGUAUAACAGAGUAAUAACCUCAUUAAGUGUUCAACACACAUUAUCAAUGUAUAACAGAGUAAUAACCUCAUUAACUGUUCAUAAUACACAACAUUAUCAAUGUAUAACAGAGUAAUAACCUCAUUAACUGUUCAUAAUACACAACACUAUCAAUGUAUAACAGUAAU
Molecule: messenger RNA, 608 nt
Organism: Anarrhichthys ocellatus (wolf-eel)
Lineage: Eukaryota; Metazoa; Chordata; Actinopteri; Perciformes; Anarhichadidae
Product: inhibitor of growth protein 3
Exons: 3
Coding region: 115-351 (78 amino acids)
Cellular component (GO): NuA4 histone acetyltransferase complex
Source: RefSeq, a predicted model, not a curated record